UUCGGAGCAUACAUCACUGGCCUCGAUCUGAACAGCGCCUCAGAUGCCGAGAUCGAUCAACUCCGCGAGGCUAUACUGCGCCAUAAAGUUGUAAUAGUCAAAGGCCAACAAGCGGAGACGCCAGACAGAAAUUGGGAAGUCAUCAAAAAAUUAGAUCCCAUGCACCAUAUGAUCACUCAAGAGGAGUUUGGGCAACUCUUUCACCCCACUGGAGAAGGAUUGAUUGUCCGUCACAUCCAUUUGAUGGGUAAAGGAUACCAGGGGGACGACCACUACGGUUUGAAGAAACUUGAUCUCGGUGAGGCCUUCGCCGGCAACUAUUACUCCAAACCACUCGCGGAAGAGGACUUCCAAGCUGGCAUCACCCGCUUCCAAUCGUGGCAUAUGGAUGGCCCUCUUUACAAGGUUCAUCCACCUUACAUCAGCUCGCUGCGGUUCAUCAAGCUUCCUCAGGGCGAGCAGACAAUCGAAUGGGCAGACGGGUCUGGUAUGAGUCUAAAGGCCAAGCCAGGUCGUACCGGGUUCUUCAGUACUUCCCAAUUGUACGAAAUGUUAACAGAUGAGGAGAAAGUCAUGGUCGACAAUAGCUCUGUCGAAUACAUGCAUUAUCCGUACGAAUGGAUUCGGAGCUGUCGCGGGAAUCCAAACGGAUUGGGUGUUGCGGACGAAGGUCGUGAAAAAUCGCCUGAGACAAUGGAGGAAAUUGCUCGUGAGGAGCGUUGGACCAAGACGCUCACGGGGGAGAAAUCUCUCCAAGUUCAACCAAACUGUGUCCGACGCCUUCUCAUCCGCCGCUCGGUGGAUCAAAAGGAGCCGGAGGUCAUCGAGGGUGCCGAGCAUGCUCGCGCGUUCAUGCACCAGCUGCAGCAACGAAUCUUGCGGCCUGAGUAUGUGUACGUCGGUCCAGAGGAAGAAGGCGACCAUGUGUUCUGGUAUAAUUGGGGCAUGAUGCAUUCGAAGAUUGAUUAUCCUGUGUCGUUCGGGCCGCGUAUCGUACACCAAGGGUGGAUCCCAAGUCACCGAGUGCCGCAACCGCCAGCAGUUGCUGCUCACUGA
Pseudocercospora fijiensis CIRAD86 is the source of this 1056-nucleotide messenger RNA. RefSeq lists its product as uncharacterized. The record is from RefSeq and is a predicted model, not a curated record. The transcript is spliced from 4 exons. Gene Ontology annotation, molecular function: oxidoreductase activity. The annotation marks the transcript as partial. Lineage: Eukaryota; Fungi; Ascomycota; Dothideomycetes; Mycosphaerellales; Mycosphaerellaceae.